AUGGAGGAUGAGAAUGAGGUUGGACUGCCAGCCAAAGGCAUCAGCAUGAUAAUCAAGGAAGUACUGCCGGAUAUGCGAAUUGCAAACGAGUCUCGCGAACUGUUCGCUGCUUGUUGCGUGGAAUUUGUGAAAUACGUGGCAAGAGGGGCACAACAU
Messenger RNA from Strongylus vulgaris, 156 nucleotides. The record is from the annotation of a GenBank genome assembly. Lineage: Eukaryota; Metazoa; Nematoda; Chromadorea; Rhabditida; Strongylidae.